Ilex paraguariensis (yerba mate) is the source of this 1597-nucleotide messenger RNA. The record is from the annotation of a GenBank genome assembly. NCBI's taxonomy places the organism in Eukaryota, Viridiplantae, Streptophyta, Magnoliopsida, Aquifoliales, Aquifoliaceae.
AUGCAGGCUGUUUCGAAGCGAUUAGGGCACCAAUUUUCGAAGCCUUCACCUGCGAUUUUCUCUCACCAAUCCAUCUAUCCACUCUCUGAUCAAUGCUAUAGUGCUGAUCGUCCGAGGUAUACAUCUACCCUUACCACCAAAGGUGUGGGACAUCUAGUUCGCAAGGGCACUGGUGGAAGAUCAUCUGUUAGUGGCAUUGUUGCUGCAGUAUUUGGAGCUACCGGGUUUCUUGGACGUUAUCUUGUGCAACAGCUUGCUAAAAUGGGAUCUCAAGUGUUGGUUCCUUUCCGAGGUUCUGAGGAUUCUCAGCGUCAUCUCAAAUUGAUGGGUGAUUUAGGGCAGAUUGUUCCAAUGAAAUACAACCCAAGAGACGAGAAUUCAAUCAAGGCGGUGAUGGCAAAGGCUAAUGUUGUUAUCAAUCUUAUUGGAAGGGAGUAUGAGACUAGAAAUUAUAGCUUUGAAGAAGUGAACCAUUAUAUGGCUGAACAGCUUGCAAUGAUUUCAAAAGAACAUGGUGGUAUCAUGAGAUUUAUACAACUUUCUUGCUUGGGGGCAUCAUCAUCAUCUCCAUCCAAAAUGCUUAGAUCGAAAGCUGCUGCUGAAGAAGCUGUUUUACGAGAACUGCCCGAGGCAACAAUUAUGAAACCUGCAGUGAUGAUUGGCACGGAGGAUCGGAUUUUAAAUCCAUGGGCACAUUUUGCAAAAAAAUAUGGGUUUCUUCCUCUUGUUGGGGAUGGAUCUACGAAAAUCCAACCUGUAUAUGUUGUUGAUGUUGCUUCUGCAAUUGUGGCGGCAUUGAAAGAUGAUGGCACUAGCAUGGGGAAAGUUUAUGAACUUGGUGGACCAGAGAUAUUUACUAUGCAUCAGUUGGCUGAGCUUAUGUAUGACAUGAUCCGUGAAUGGCCUCGCUAUGUGAAAAUUCCUUUGCCUAUUGCUAAGGCAAUUGCAAUGCCUAGAGAAAUAUUGCUCAAAAAAGUUCCCUUUCCAAUGCCCACUCCGACAAUAUUCAAUUUGGAUUUUAUCGAAGCCUUUUCCACAGAUACGGUAAUGUCAAAAGAUGCUUUGACUUUUGAUGGCCUUGGGAUUGUACCGCAUAAGCUGAAGGGAUAUCCGGUCGAAUUUCUUAUUCAAUAUCGCAAAGGUGGGCCACAAUAUGGUUCUACGGUCAGUGAGAGAGUAUCUCCAGAGUCAUGGCCAUGAGAUUCUUUGAAUCUUUAAUCUUGUACUUUUUGUCCUCCAAUCGGAAACUUUGGAAACAGGUUUUGGAAGAGGCCUUUUUCUGCUGAGACUAACUUGGAAGGAAUAACGAGUGAAGCAUUCUUCAAUGAUUUCAUGUUUGUAUAAUUCUGACAAAUAUUUGGGGCACCUGAUCUUAAAAAUAAGCAGUUGGUUUCUUUUGGCUGGUUAUCGGGCCUUGGGUUUAUUACAUUGUGGAGGAACAAUUUGUAUUUGUUCUAUUGCUUUUCUCACAUUUGCAUAUUCACUAAUGGAAUAGUUAAUCACUUUAGUGGCUGUGCCUCCCAUUAGUUGGUCGUUAACGCUGCUUGUGGUUUUGUUUUUGGAAUUUAACUGAAAUUAUGUUGAAUUAUCUCUUUCC